AUGGUCCUGGUCAUUCUCGACUUCUUUGCUCGAUCUUCAGGACGACGCACUGUCCAUAAGUCCUCGCUCGUCGUCUACGAGUCAGGCAUCGAUAUAGGAUCCAACAUCUCAUCCACCAUCACGUCGAACAACGCAGUCAACCCGGUUCCCUUGGGACUACCAGCCCUCGCAGGAUCUCCCCUUCUCCAGUACGACCGAGCAGACCGUUGCUUCGUCACCACCACAAGAAGGACUCCCAUCUAUCCUCGAGGCGGCUCCUGGGUUUGUGCAGAAGGCUCCAACCCGCAGAUCGUCGCCCAUCAACAGCUUGUCAGCUAUUACCAGAGACACCCUCCCGCUCACCCAGAAGACGUAUUUGCCACCCUACGAAUCAACGUCGAACCAGCACAAACAACAGAGAACCUACAGUCACCUGUUAACGAACAACCGUUUGAGCUCCCGGACGUUCAGUACGUUUCCAUCGAGGCUCCAGAACUACCACCAGCUCCACCUGCACCAACCAACGCACCGGUUGAAGUCCCUAUGGCAACGUUCACUCAAGCAGACAUCGAUCAGCGCAUCGCUGUUGCCCUCGCAGCAUACCAAUCCCAACAGUCAACUGCCAACCGACCCCUUCGCCUUGACAUCCCCGCUCCCGAACCUUUCAGCAGAAAGGCGGAGGACCUCAGACGCUUCAUCCAAUGCAUCCUCUCCUACUUCGUCGCAACCAACAACACCAGACUUAGCGAUGAAGCAAAGAUUGCCUUCACUGUAGCGUUGAUGAGGAAGGACCUAGGGAAGACAUGGGCAGACGCAUACUACGAGAAGUCGGCAGGGGGAGUCCAGGUCUAUGCUGAUUGGGCAGCCUUCGCCACCACCCUUGAGGAAGCGUUUCCUGAGCACGGAACGCGAAUCAAGGCGCACCAAAUCCUGAUGAAGCUGCCCGAACGACAGAAGAACAAGAAGACGGUGCUCUCCCUUGGAAACUACGUCACCCGCUUCGAGCAGCUAGCGUCGAAAGCCCAGCUCAAGGACGCCGAAGUCAAUGGCGUCAAUCGCACCGAGAACGACUACCACACUCUCCACGCCAACUUCGUCAAAGGACUUCCAAAGGAGCUCUACUACGACGAAGUCCGAAACGCCGACACCGCCGAACAAGGGGCCCUCACCGUCACAGACACCAGAGACUACGGCGAGCCAAUGGAUAUCGACGCCGCUGCAGUCGUGGCAACCUUUGCCCCCACAUCGGGAGGAAGGAAGUGGGAACUAGGAGCAGUUCUCAACGAGGCCGACCGUCGCAUCUCACCCAACACUUCGAUUUCGCCUUCGACGCUCUUCGACAUCUUCGACGGUGCGCGACGCUUACUCGAAGAUCGGCACGGUCGUCCCAAUGCCUCGGACGGAAACCUGUGCUUCUACUGCCACAUCAAGGGCCACAGCGCCAAGGAUUGCUGCAAGAAAGCGGCCGCACGACAAGGGGGUGGAAGGCCGAACCAGGGAGGAUCUGGGAAGGACGACUUCCGUGCCAGAAUCAAGACACUCUCCGCCAACGAGAAGUGGGAGCUGUACGAAGAACUUACGAUGGAGGAUUUUUGA
Molecule: messenger RNA, 1575 nt
Organism: Postia placenta MAD-698-R-SB12
Lineage: Eukaryota; Fungi; Basidiomycota; Agaricomycetes; Polyporales; Adustoporiaceae
Exons: 6
Coding region: 1-1575 (524 amino acids)
Molecular function (GO): nucleic acid binding; zinc ion binding
Source: RefSeq, a predicted model, not a curated record